Aureobasidium pullulans EXF-150 is the source of this 704-nucleotide messenger RNA. RefSeq lists its product as uncharacterized. The record is from RefSeq and is a predicted model, not a curated record. The coding region runs from base 42 to 482 and encodes 146 amino acids. NCBI's taxonomy places the organism in Eukaryota, Fungi, Ascomycota, Dothideomycetes, Dothideales, Saccotheciaceae. The transcript has a single exon.
UGCUCUACAAUCAGUAAGUGAAGAUCAUUAACUGAGACUCAAUGAUCACAACACACACGCGUUCCAACAGCGCAAUUCACCCAAACCCCCUUCACUACCCUUAUAUACCCUGCCACUUGAUCCCCUCACAAGCAACACCAUCCCCGCUUUAUCGCCAGGCGGGGUGGCCCAGCGGUUACCCUCGUCAACUCGUGUUUGGCGACCCCCUGAGAAAUUGCCCACAGGUCAUCGGUUCGAUCCACGGCAUCAUAGGUCGCCGAUUUUGGACCAAGAGUCUUGACACUCCACAACUUGAGCUGAAACGAAAAUCCUUCGGGGUUGGCUUUCCACCCUCUCUAGGAGGGUGUUUGUUUUGCACUCUUUUGGUGAGAGGGAAGAUUUGCGCGUCGAUAUCUCGUUUGUUGAUGGCUUGUGGUGUUGUUUUGGUGUUUGAUGUGUGGAUUCGUGCGCAUACUUUUGCUUCUCUUGAUCUCGGACAUUGAGAACGGCGCUUGAUUUAGGGCACUUCUUCUUUCAUGGAUCGCAUGAACCAAUCCGACAGAGUACACGCAAUCUAAGUCCUCCUGGCCAACGAACAAGGCCGUCACAUCUUCAGCACCGUAGCUUUAAUUCAUGGUCACACUUCAUCCUCGCACAAUCAUUUGCAUUCCUCUUGACCACGAUACCGUGACGAUCCUCUGCAGAUUACUCACGGUAGCCUCGUU